UUUGGUUUUGGAGGAAUUAAAAAAAGCUUGGACUCCGUUUGGGUCAUUUUUUCCCUCCCUCCCCGCGUUUCUCAUCUUAAAUGGUCAAUGAAAACAAGAGGAUGUACAUUCCAGAAGAAAACCACCAAGGUUCCAACUAUGCGAGUCCCCGUCCUGCUCAUGCCAACAUGAAUGCCAAUGCAGCUGCAGGGCUUGCACCCGAGCAUAUCCCUACUCCAGGUGCAGCCCUCUCCUGGCAGGCUGCUAUUGAUGCUGCCAGGCAGGCCAAAUUGAUGGGUGCUGCCGGCAAUGCAACAAUAUCUACCGCCAGCUCGACGCAGAGGAAGCGGCAGCAGUACGGGAAACAGAAAAAACAGGGUACCACCACAGCGACACGGCCUCCCCGGGCAUUGCUGUGUUUAACACUGAAAAACCCCAUCCGGAGGGCAUGCAUCAGUAUCGUUGAAUGGAAAUAUCCUUUUUGGUGUAGUGACAUCGAAAACCAUUAG
Molecule: messenger RNA, 488 nt
Organism: Heteronotia binoei (common prickly gecko)
Lineage: Eukaryota; Metazoa; Chordata; Lepidosauria; Squamata; Gekkonidae
Product: voltage-dependent L-type calcium channel subunit alpha-1C-like
Exons: 2
Coding region: 81-488 (135 amino acids)
Biological process (GO): calcium ion transmembrane transport
Cellular component (GO): voltage-gated calcium channel complex
Molecular function (GO): voltage-gated calcium channel activity
Source: RefSeq, a predicted model, not a curated record